Messenger RNA from Prosopis cineraria, 1900 nucleotides. Its product is annotated as acyl-CoA hydrolase 2-like. Gene Ontology annotation, molecular function: fatty acyl-CoA hydrolase activity. The transcript is spliced from 17 exons. Lineage: Eukaryota; Viridiplantae; Streptophyta; Magnoliopsida; Fabales; Fabaceae. The coding region runs from base 310 to 1599 and encodes 429 amino acids. The record is from RefSeq and is a predicted model, not a curated record. Gene Ontology annotation, biological process: fatty acid catabolic process; acyl-CoA metabolic process.
ACGCACGGUGCGCCCAUCAUUGAGGCCAUAUCGAGUGUGGGCCAUCCCGCCGUAAUAUUUUACAACCACAGACCAUCGCUUUUCACGUGUUUGCUUCUCCUUCCUCGUUUCCAAACCAUCCCCGCAGCCUCGAUUCUGGCCUCGCUAUGCCCACCAAACCAAGGAUUUCUAAUGGCUUGAUACACUAGGUCACACGCUUCAACCCUACGCCGCUCCCCAUUGGAUCAGGAGUAGCUAGCUACCUCUGUAAUUUGCGAAAUCAGAUUCGUAUCAAGCCACUUUUGGAAGGAAAGCGGAGUUAUCUCAUUAAUGGACAAGGAAGAAGUGUUUGAGUUUCUUGGAUGCGUUCCACUACUACAGAAGCUUCCUAGCUCGUCCCUGAGGAAGAUAUCUGAGCUUGUAGUUGUCAAACACUUUGAGCCGCGGGAGUAUGUUGUUCGUGAGGGUGAAUCUGGGGCUGGAAUCUACUUCGUAUGGGAAGGAGAGGCUGAGGUUGUUGGGUCUGUUACUUCAAAUGAUGAGAAUCGUCCAGAGUUCCAACUCAAAAGAUUUGACUAUUUUGGUUAUGGUUUGUCAGAGGCAGUUCACCAUGCAGAUGUCAUUGCUUUGUCUAAGCUAACAUGUUUAGUACUGCCACAUGAACACUCAGCUCUGCUACAGCCAAAAUCGAUCUGGAGUGCUGAAAAUUCUCUAGAGAUUUGCUCACCUGUGGAACAAAUAUUGCAUUUAGAGCCCAUAGAGGUAGAUCUUUUCCGAGGAAUCACCCCCCCUGAUGCUCCCAAAUUUGGGAAAGUGUUUGGGGGUCAGAUGAUUGGCCAGGCACUGGCAGCAGCAUCGAAAUCUGUUGACUUUCUUAAGGUUGUUCAUAGUUUGCAUGCCUAUUUCCUUCUUGUGGGGGAUUUUAACAUGCCAAUUAUAUAUCAAGUUUAUCGUCUACGUGAUGGUAAAAGUUUUGCUACACGAAGAGUGGAUGCAAUUCAAAAGGGAAAUGUUAUAUUCUCUUUGCUGGCUUCAUUUCAAAAAGAGGAAACAGGGUUUGAUCACCAGGAAGUGACUAUGCCAUCUGUCCCUCAUCCUGAUAUGCUUCUGUCAAUGGAAGAGCUCCGAGAGAGACGUCUUACUGAUCCUCGUCUUCCAAGAACGUACCGGAACAAGGUGGCUAUUUCUGAAUUUAUUCCCUGGCCCAUAGAGAUACGGUUUUGUGAACCUAACAAUUCUACAAGCCAGACCAAAUCUCCUCCUAGAUUGCGAUACUGGCUUAGGGCCAAAGGAAAACUUUCAGAUGAUCAGGCUCUGCAUCGGUGUGUGGUGGCAUAUGCUUCAGAUCUAUUAUUUCUUCAAGUAAGCUUGAAUCCUCAUCGGCAGAAGGAUUUGAAGACUCGUUGUGUGAGUCUGGACCACACAAUGUGGUUCCACCGCCCUGUAAGAGCUGAUGACUGGGUGCUAUUUGUGAUCCAAAGCCCUACUGCCUAUAAUGCACGUGGCUCUGUCUCUGGCCAAAUGUUCAAUCAGAAUGGAGAGCUUCUUGUAUCCUUGGUUCAAGAAGGUCUAAUCAGGAAUACUAAUUUGGGGGCUUCAUCCACAAAAUCCAAGUUGUGAUCUGCUCGAAACCAACAAGAGCUUUAUGAUAUAUAUAUUUUUUUCCUUGGUUUUUUUUUAGGGGUAGAGAUACUGCAUCUGUCCUUUUAUGCAGAUUACGUGGAAGUUUGAUUAGAAAUUAGAGGGUAAAUUAUAUUGGAACCAGAACAAGGCAUUGUUAGGCUAAAAAUGAUCCAACUAUGUAGGUCAUACAAGUUUCAGGUUAUCACCUCAUUUGUUCUCUCUUUUCCUAAAAACGGAGCUCCUAUUUAGUGCUCUUGAUGUAUUAAACUACGUAAUGUAACGUAAUAGUUUCAAAUCA